Molecule: messenger RNA, 3530 nt
Organism: Engraulis encrasicolus (European anchovy)
Lineage: Eukaryota; Metazoa; Chordata; Actinopteri; Clupeiformes; Engraulidae
Gene: pdxka
Product: pyridoxal (pyridoxine, vitamin B6) kinase a
Exons: 11
Coding region: 122-1024 (300 amino acids)
Biological process (GO): pyridoxal 5'-phosphate salvage
Cellular component (GO): cytosol
Molecular function (GO): pyridoxal kinase activity
Source: RefSeq, a predicted model, not a curated record
AGUGCGCGUGAGUCGAGUCCCCGGUUUUGCCCGUCGCCGCUUGGAGGAGGACGUUGUGCGCGUGUGGGUUGUUUGCAGUUCGGUGUUGCUUCUGCAGUUCGGUUCCGUCCAGUUCGGUGUCAUGGAGUGUCGCGUGCUGUCUGUGCAAAGUCACGUGGUGCGCGGGUAUGUCGGCAACAAGUCCGCAAGCUUCCCGUUGCAGGUUUUGGGCUUUGAGGUGGAUUCUAUCAACUCCGUGCAGUUCUCAAACCACACAGGCUACGAGCACUGGAGAGGGCAGGUGCUGAAUGCAGACGAGCUCCAGUCUCUUUAUGAAGGAAUCAAACUCAACCAGCUGACACACUACGACUACAUACUCACAGGUUACAGCAGAGAUGAGUCCUUUCUUCAGAGGAUCGUCGAGAUCAUUCAGGAGCUACGAAGCAAAAACCCAAAGCUGGUCUACGUGUGUGAUCCUGUGAUGGGAGACCACGGCUCAAUGUAUGUUCCGGAGGUUCUGCUGCCUGUCUACAAGGAGAAGGUUCUGCCCAUCGCAGACAUCCUGACACCCAACCAGUUUGAAGCAGAGUUGCUGACGGGGAAGAAAAUCACGUCAGAGGAAGAAGCCCUGGAGGUGAUGUCGCUCCUCCAUGAUGCUGGUCCCCACACUGUAGUCAUCACCUCCUCUGAUCUGCCGUCGCCGCGAGGACAAGACUACCUGGUGGCCCUCGGGAGCCAACGCAGAGGUGGGUGUGUGCAGCGUGUCCGCAUGGAUAUUCCUCGUGAGGACGCCGUGUUCGUGGGGACUGGAGAUCUAUUCGCCGCUCUGCUGCUCGCAUGGACACACACACACCCGGAGGACCUGAAGACGGCGUGUGAGAAGACUGUGUCCACUAUGCAGCAUGUCAUCAAGAGGACCAUGGAACACGCACACAGUGUGUGUGCAGGUGGUCGUCCUGGAGCUGCAGAGUUGGAGCUGCGGAUGAUUCAGAGCAAAAACGACAUCGAACAGCCAGACAUUACCAUACGAGCACAGAGCAUCUAGAUCCAAACACACACACAAACACACACACACACACACACACACACACACACACACACAUACACACACACACAUACAGUCCAUCUAGCGUCCAGACAUCACCAUACGAGCACAGAUCAGAUUAUCCAACUUCCAGAUAACACUGAUAACUCACUGAUCAUACGAGGUCACCAAGGGGUCACCAGAGGUCAUCAGGGGUCAUCAGAGGUCAUCCAGGAGUCAACAUUAGCUCUCAUCCGUCCUGUCGGUGCCCAACGGGUUCCGCCUGCCCGAUCCGUUCCCUUUGCACACUGCACAUGUGCAGUGUGACGUAUACGGAAGAGAAAUUGCCUGAUCUGUUCCGUUAAUGUUUUACUUUGUCGUUUUAAGUGUUUAUUUUGCAGGAGGAAGUUUGCUUUUUAAACUGUCUGUUUUAUAAUAAUACAGAAUCAUCACAGAAACGCUAAAUAAGGUCAGCAACUGGUCAGCUGACCAACUAACUAUUCAGAACACAAUAUCACGUUAUUUACAGCGACGAACGGCAUUUGAGCUGAAACAACGAUAUAAAGUAAAGGUAUAACAUAAAUAUAUAACAUCUCUCUUUGCGUUAAUGUUCUGGCGGCUGCAAAAUGAACAUUUAUAACGUGAAAGUCGUAAAGAAACGGGUCAGGCAGGCGGUACGUGUUGGGCACCUACACGUCUAUCUCUUUACUUCUCUCUCAUCCGUCCGUCUCUUUAUUUAACUCUCAUCCGUCCGUCUCUUUAUUUAACUCUCAUCCGUCCAUCUCUUUACACCGUCAUGACGACCACUCCAGCAUUCCGUCCUAGCAACGGCCAGCACAACAUUCCGUCCUAGCAACAGCAGUCUGACAUUUCCAGCAGCAUUAUCCCACAUGGAGACAGUACACACACACACACACACACACACACACACACACACACACACACACACACACACACACACACACACACACACACACACACACACACACACACACACAGGCCUUAGCAGUAUAUGUCUUAAUGAGGAAAAUGCCUUAUGUUGAUCACAUGAACACAUGCGCACACACACACACACACACACACACACAUUAUAAAUCACGGGACCUAAGCUGACCAUCUAACAACAUGGUAGCGAGUAAAUAUCUUCUGAUCUCGGUCAUCUCUGGGCUACAAAUAUGCUGUUUAAGAGGCUAGAUAAAGAUUAUUCAUGCAGAAGUAUUUUGUUCCGAGGCCGUCUGCAUGAAAAAUGUGAAGAAACACAGCUUUCUAAAAAGUUUAGGGGAUCGUACGAAAAAUUAAACAAAAAUAUCAGAAACAACAUAUAUGGAGCUCGUGGCACAACUCUAAGGGGAUCGAUCUAAGGGGAUCAUUUUAAUACCGCCAUUGGAUUACAUGCUACGAUUUUCGGCUAAAAACGCCUUUGAGGUCCCUAAAAAUGCCUUUGAGGUCCCAUGAAAUCGGGGGAAGUGACGUCACUUUCAAGCUCAAUUCAGUUAAGAACCACUGCUCUAGGGGGCGCUGUCUCUCUCUCUCUCAGUAGCUCUAAUCACAUGUAGGCCUCCAGCAAAUCUGAAUGUUAUCCUAAUGACACAUUAGAUUGUUGAUCUAAUUGCGUCAAGUUGAAUGUUAUCCUCUAAUUUCACUCUAGAGGGCGCUGCCUCUCUCUCUCAGUAGCUCUAAUUACAUGUACAGUACAACUGACUUGUAUCCUAAUUAGAUUGUUAUUGCCUCGUUAUACUGUAUGGAGCUGUCUCUCUCUAAUUGCCUCGUUAUAGAGUUGUCUCCCUCUAAUAGCCUCGUUAUGGAGCUGUCUCUCUCUAACAACCUCGUUAUACUGUAUGGAGCUGUCUCCCUCUAAUAGCCUCGUUAUACUCUAUGGAGCUGUCUCUCUCUAAUAGCCUCGUUAUGGAGCUGUCUCUCUCUAACAACCUCGUUAUACUGUAUGGAGCUGUCUCCCUCUAAUAGCCUCGUUAUACUCUAUGGAGCUGUCUCUCUCUAAUAGCUCUAAUCCAGUGAUUCUCAAAGUGUGGUCCGGGGAAUGAAAAGUAAGUGAUCUGUAUCGAAAUUAGCAGUGUCAAAUUAGCACCCAUCAACUGUCAAUUCAGUUGACAGGUGGUCCCUGAACAUUUUUGGGGGGACAAAGUGGUCCUUGGUCUGACAAAGUUUGAGAAACACUGCUCUCAUCACAAGCCAAGCUGAGCGCUAUCCUCUAGCUCUGAUCACAUGUAAAUCUGUCCUAACUCUAAUUCUACUCUAGUGGGCGCUGUCUCUCCCAGUAAUCCUCUUCACAUGUAAAUCUGGAUAUUAUCCUAAUGACACAGUAGAUACGACUAUGUCACUCAAUGGAGUCUGAAUGUCCUUUAUGCAACAGAUUUUGUAACGAAGCACAUGUGUAAAAUGUAGCAAUACAGCAUAUCAAUGACUUGAUUCAUGACAUGUUUACUAAUAAUGAAUUUAUGAAUUAAAUGACUAAUUGUUGAAUGAAAUUACUACGUUUCUAAAUAAACUGCAUUUCUAAACAACAAAA